Molecule: messenger RNA, 2073 nt
Organism: Coffea arabica (coffee)
Lineage: Eukaryota; Viridiplantae; Streptophyta; Magnoliopsida; Gentianales; Rubiaceae
Molecular function (GO): nucleic acid binding
Source: RefSeq, a predicted model, not a curated record
AUGACUGAGGAUGAAAUUAUUCGCACAUUCAUAAAGGCGCACGAUCCUCCAUACUUCGAAAAGAUUUUCCGUAUGACCGGAUGUUCGUUUGCUGCAAUUGUAAAUAAACUUGAGGAGUUUGAUGACUUUGUGAGAACCGGGAAAAUUGUUAACGCCUCUGCCCUGAAGUCACAAGUGGAAGCUUUGCAAGGGCAAGGAAAUAGUGGGAAAAAGCCGCAGUUCAAAAAGAAAGAGGGGGAUGCUGCCGGGAAAAUUGGUACGGUACCCCCUCCGACCUACCCAUAUGGCAUAUUUGCUGGGUAUAACCCACAAGCCGUCUGUGCUUAUCAUUCAGGGGUCCCCAGACAUGCAACCAUUGAUUGCAAGGCUCUCAAGCAUAGAAUUCAAGAUAUGAUUGAAGCCGGGGAGAUUGUAAUCCGAAAAAGGGAGGCACAAGGGCCGAAUGUAAAUAGCAACCCCUUGCCGGAACACGCUAAUACCAUUGGGGUCAUUCUGGACGACGCGGAGUGCGUGGAACAAGUCAAAAAAUUGGCAAGGGAAGCUGAAGUGUUUGGGGUCAUAGACCAACCAUUUGUCAUAGAGUUGCCAUUCGAAGAGGAUAAAAAGCCUUUUAUCUUGGAUCUCACGCCAGCUGAGAGUGAGGCUUUGGAGCCAGUAGUCAUCGAGUUCCCGAAACAGGAACCUGUUUUAAAUCUGCAACAAGUGCCAUGGAACUACGAUGAACCUGUCAUACAGAUUGGGGAAAAGUCAAUUGCGAAGAAAGAAGUGUCAGUGGUCACCAGAUCAGGGAAGACUGCAAGUCCAUUUGAAGCUACCAUUCCGAUUCAAGCAAGUAACUCCGAGCCGCCCGUUAAACCAACAAUCACCGAGAAAGAAGCCUUGGAUUUUCUUAAAAGGCUCCAGAGAAGUGAAUAUAAUGUAGUCGAUAAGCUAAGCAAGUCGCCUGCCCAGAUAUCCAUGUUGGAUUUACUUUUUUCUUCAGAUAUGCAUAGGGAUGCGUUGAUCGAAGUAUUGACUAAAGCUCAAAUUCCUAGGGACAUUUCGGUUGAUAAUUUCUCGCACGUGGUUGGGAAUGUGUUAUUCACAAAACAAAUCACUUUCUCUGACGAUGAAUUGCCGGCGGAAGGCAUUGCUCAUAACGAGGCUCUGUACAUAGUUGUGAGGUGCAAUGGAAAAAUGCUGCCGAAUGUGUUAAUUGACAAUGGAUCUGCGCUUAAUAUCUGUCCUUGGAGUACCUUGGAAAAGCUAGGGUUGCAAGAUAUCAAGCUGAGGCCUUUAGGGACCAUAGUUCGAGGUUUUGAUGGAGCACAAAGAGAGCCAAUAGGAGAAGUGGAUUUAGUAGUCGAGAUGGGGCCCGCCCAGUUUCAAAUAACCUGCCAAGUCAUGCACUUUCCUAGUGUUUACAAUGUUCUGCUUGGAAGGUCGUGGAUUCAUAAGUCUGGGGCUGUGCCUUCUUCAUUACAUCAAUUGCUGAAAUUCGUAGUAAAUGACAAGCUGAUAACUAUCUUUGCCGAGGAGGAUUGCCUUGUAAUUACUGAUUCCGAGUCCAAAGAAGAGGGUAGCCGAAACGCUACGGUGACCCCUUAUAGCACAGCCGAUAUCGUCACCGUCAGUUGGAUAACAAACGAGGAGCGAAUUCUAUCAAAGGCCAGUGUCAUGAUGGCUAAAGAAAUGAUCCGUGGAGGAUAUGAGUUUGACAAAGGGCUGGGACGAGAUCUACAAGGAAUUUUGAAGCCAGUGGAGAUUGUGGAGAAAAAAGAUUCAUUUGGUUUGGGUUUCCGACCGACUGCUAAGGACAUCAGAGAGAUGAAGGAACGCAAGAGAGCGGAGAAAGAAGGAAGGCAAAGGGCUCUUGACAUUCCACCACUGCAUUAUACUUUACCACUACCAACCGAGGUGAUCACAUCAGAGAUUAACCCAGUCGAUGAAAUCGAAGCUAGUUUGGCCCAAUUGUUCAUUGGGGCAACAUUUGAAGACAGUUUCUCAAAUGAGGCCGAGUUUCCCGACAUCCCAGAAGGAUCAAUUUCCAAUUGGACAGCCGAGUUUCUGCCGAUUCAGAAGGAGUUUCGGUAA